CUUUCGAUUUGGGUUUGUCGGCGCUGGUAGCUACGUGUCGAAUGUCAUGAUCCACUCAGAGUGGGGGUGUGAUCAGUGGCUCCAUCUGUCCACUCAAGGAAGCUUCCUGAAGUCAGACAUCAAAGCCACUAUUUGCAUGUGAUGGUCAGGCCACUUUGACUGGUACAAUGAGUCAGAGUGGGGAAAAGGAUGAUGGAGUUCCACCCUCCGACACCACUGGGUCGGGGGGACAGGAAAGACCAGACUCUCCAGCUCCAAGCCUUAAGUCCACGAGGAGCAGCCAGUCUAUGGGUCACCCCAUGGCUUUCCAAGGACAACAAUGUUCAGAGACUAAGGUUGAGCAGGAAAGACCAGACUCUCCGGCUCCAAGCCUUGAGUCCAUAAAGAGCAGCCAGUCCAUGGGUCACCCCAUGGCUUUCCAAGGACGACAACCUUCAGAAACAAAGGUUGAGCAGGAAAGGCCAGACUCUCCAGCUCCAAGCCUUGAGUCCAUGAGGAGCAGCCAGUCUAUGGGUCACCCCAUGGCUUUCCAAGGACAACAACCUUCAGAAACAAAGGUUGAGCAGGAAAGGCCAGACUCUCCAGCUCCAAGCCUUGAGUCCAUGAGGAGCAGCCAGUCUAUGGGUCACCCCAUGGCUUUCCAAGGACAACAACCUCCAGAAAAAAAGUAUGAGCCAGCUCCAAGCCUUGAGUCCAUGAAGAGUGACCAGUCUAUGGGUCACCCCAUGGCUUUCCAUGGACAGCAAUCUUCAGGAUUGAAAAUGAAACAUAGACUGAAGAGAAAUCUCACUGACAUGGAUCUGCACAGAUGCAUGAGGAGCAAUUCUAUGGGUCACCUCACGACUGUUCAAGGACGACAAACUCUAGAAUCAAAAGAAUCCGAGGAGCUGGGAAAUAUCUCCACUGGUGAUGAAACAGAUCUAAGUUCUGUAUUUAGGGUUAUUGAGAAGAACAUCAGUGCUUUUGUGAAGACUCAGCUGAAGAUGUUUCAGAAGAUUCUGAGCUCAGAUAAAUCUGAAUUUUUUCAGAUUAAUAGCGAUGAUGAUGAUGAUGAUGUGAUGGGUGAUCACAAGAAGGUGUUCCAUGGGCUCACGCUACAUUUUUUGAGAAAAAUGAAGAAGAACAAACUAGCUGAUGAUUUGCAUAUAAGAUUGCAUGCUGCAGAGUGCCAACUUAAACUGAAGUCUAAUUUAAAGAAGAAUUUUCAGUAUGUCUUUGAGGGAAUUGCUAAAGCAGGAGGACAAACACUUCUAAAUCAGAUCUACACAGAGCUCUUUGUCACUGAAGGAGGGGCUGCAGAAGUCAACAUGGAACAUGAGGUCAGACAUAUUGAAACAGUAUCCAGGAAACCAGCCCAGCCAGAAACAACAAUCACAUGCAAAGAUAUAUUUCAGCCCUUACCUGGAAGAGAUAAAGAAAUCCAAAGACUGAUGACAAAAGGAGUGGCUGGCAUCGGGAAAACAGUCUUAACGCAAAAAUUCACCUUGGACUGGGCUGAAGGAAAAGCACAUCAAAACAUACAGUUUACGUUUCUGUUCAGCUUCAAAGAGCUCAAUUUGCUCAGAGAUAAAAAGUUCAGCUUGGUGGAACUCGUUCAUCACUUCUUUACUGAAACCAGAGAGAGAUUUUGCCGUUUUGAAGAGUUUAAGAUUUUGUUUAUCUUUGAUGGUCUCGAUGAGUGUCGACUUCCGCUGGAUUUCCACAACAAUCAGGUCCUGACUGAUGUUACAGAGUCCACCUCAGUGGAUGUACUGGUGACCAACCUCAUCAAGGGGAACCUGCUUCCCUCUGCUCACCUCUGGAUAACCACUCGACCUGCAGCAGCCAGUCAGAUCCCUCUUGAGUGUGUUGACAUGGUAACAGAGGUCAGAGGGUUCACUGACCCACAGAAGGAGGAGUACUUCAGGAAGAGAUUCAGAGAUGAGAAGGAGGCCAGCACAAUCAUCUCCCAUGUCAAGAUAUCACGAAGCCUCCACAUCAUGUGUCACAUCCCAGUCUUCUGCUGGAUCACUGCUUCAGUUCUGGAGAAAGUGUUGAAGACCACACAGAAAGAAGAGCUGCCCAAGACCCUGACUGAGAUGUACGUCCACUUCCUGGUGCUUCAGACCAAAGUCAAGAACAUCAAGUAUGAUGGAAGAUCUGCCGCAGAUCCACACUGGAGUCCAGACACCAGGAAAAUGAUUGAGUCUCUGGGAAAACUGGCCUUUGAGCAGCUGCAGAAAGGAAAGCUGAUCUUCUACGAAUCAGACCUGACAGAGUGUGGCUUCGAUGUCAGAUCAGCCUCAGUGUACUCAGGAGUCUUCACAGAAAUGUUCAAAGAGGAGAGCGGGCUGUACCAGGACAAGAUGUACUGCUUUGUCCAUCUCAGUGUCCAGGAGUUUCUGGCUGCUCUUCAUGUCCAACUGACCUUCAUCAACAAUGGAGUCGAUCUGCUGUCAGAAAAGCCAUCUCUGCUGUCUAGAAUCUUUGGAGGCAAACCUUUCCAAAUCCAUUUCUACCAGAAUGCUGUGGACAAGGCCUUACAGAGUCCAACUGGACACCUGGACCUGUUCCUGCGUUUCUUGCUGGGUCUGUCUCUGGAGUCUAAUCAGAGACUCCUACAAGGUCUGCUGAAGAAAACUGGAAGCACCUCAGAGACCACUUUGGAGGUAGUCCAAUACAUAAAGAUGAAGAUAAGUGAACAACUGUCAUUUGACAGAAAUGUCAAUCUGUUCCACUGUCUGAGUGAACUCAAGGACCGCUCUGUAGUGGACGAGGUCGGGUCUUACCUCAGUUCAGAACGCUUCCCUGGUGAUCGUCUUAGUCCUGCUCAGUGGUCGGCACUGGCCUAUGUCUUAGUGUCAUCAGAACAACUAGAUGUGUUCCACCUGAAGAAAUAUUCAGCUUCAGAAAUGGCUCUUCUGAGGCUGGUGUCUGUGGUCAAAGCCUCCAACAAAGCACUGUUGAGUGAUUGUAACCUGUCACUGCCUAGCUGUGAAGCUCUGUCCUCAGUCCUGAUGUCCCAGUCUUCCAGUCUGAGAAUUCUGGUCAUGUCUAACAAUGACUUGCAGGAUUCAGGAUUGAAACUUCUUUGCAGUGGAUUGGAAAGUCCACUCUGUGCUCUGGAAACCCUCAGGUUGAAUUUCUGUAACCUGUCAGGGAGCAGCUGUGAAGCUCUGGCCCCAGUGCUGAGUUCCCAGUCUUCCAGUCUAAAAGAGUUGGACCUAAGCAACAAUGACCUGAAGGAUUCAGGCGUAAAGUUGCUCUGCACUGGACUGAAGAGUCCAAACUGCACACUGGAAACUCUCAGGUUGUCGGGUUGUCUGCUCACAAAGAAAGGCUGUGCUUCUCUGGCCUUAGUUCUGAGUUCCAAUUAUUCACGUUUGAGGGAGUUGGACUUGAGCUACAACCAUCUAAAGGAGGCAGCAAUCAGACAGCUCUCUGCUCUACGAGAGGAUCAACAGAGGAACCUGAAGGUUCUCAGGACUGACCAUGGUGGGUCUGAGAGAAUACAGCCUGGUCUGAGAAAGUAUGCCUGUCAUCUCACACUGGACCUAAACACAGUAAACAAAAGGAUCGAACUGUCUGACAACAACAGAAAAGUGACAGUGAUGAGAGAGAAGCAGUCAUAUCCUGACCAUUCAGAGAGAUUCGACUACUGGAAACAGGUUCUAUGUCAACAAGGUCUGACCGAUCGCUGUUACUGGGAGCUGGAGUGGACAGGACAAGUCUACAUCGCAGUGACAUACAGAGGAAUCAAAAGAAGGGGAGAAGGUGAUGACAGCUGUCUUGGAAGAAAUAAUCAGUCCUGGAGUCUGGGCUGCACUGAUGAAAAAUACUCAGUCCUUCACCACAACAAGAGAUCAUCUGUCAGGAAAUCCCCCUCCAACAGAGUCGGAGUAUACCUGGACUGGCCUGCUGGCACUCUGUCCUUUUACCAAGUGACCUCUGACAAACUGAUCCACCUCCACACCUUCCACACAACGUUCACUGAGCCGGUCUACCCUGCCUUCAGGGUGAAGACUGAUCCGUUCAACUCCUCAGUGACUCUGUGUAACAUAUAGUAGUUCAGGUCUUGUACAAUCUAACAUAGACCUAGGCAUUGUAUGGGGCCCGCAGAGUUUCAACAAGACAUGGACUUCUAAGUAUGUCUUUACUGAAGUCAGAGGUAAAGAAAAGGAACUGAGAUAUGCAAACAAACGAAGCUGGAUGGAUUUAUUCUCUUUCAUGGAAAGUUAAUGUGGAGCCAGUUUUGCACAUUUUGGAAAAUGUUUUUUAAAUAUUCAUUAAAUAGUUGUACUCUGUGCUCUGCAUUUUCAUUAUAUCAUUUUAUUGUUUCAUUUACUGGUUUUCUAGAGAUACAUAUUGAGCAGAGCUGCAAGUGGAUUGAUCAGGCUCUAUCAAAGUUUCUCAUGUGGCCCCAUAAGAAGAUGAAUUGCCACCCCUGAUCUAACAGCUUUUAACACAAUUUUGAUAAAAUUUUCAGAUGUGAAAUCUGAAAAUGUGGAUAAUAGUUCUAUAGCGCUUCUUAGGACACUCAAAGUGCUUUACAUUAUUGAUCCAUUAUUCAUUCACUGUCACAUUCCCCCUCUGGUGGUGGUAAACUACAUCUGUAGCCACAGCUGCAUAUGCAUUCAUACACCAGUGUGAGUGCCACUGAAGGCAAGGAGGGUGAAGUGUCUUACCCAAGGACACAACAGACUGACUAGGAUAGAGCUUUUAUGAAUGUCUACAUUGUAAAUUGUAAGACAAUAUCAGUUUUUGGUUGAAACUUGCAAAAUGAAAAAGGUAAUGUAAUUAAUGGUGAUAAAUGUCUUGGGAAAGGGUAAAAAUAGAUAAAUACUCAUUUGGAAGUCAUCACAAGACUAUUUUUAGGUUUUUAAGGGUUAAAAAGAAGAGAUGUAUAUAUGUUUGUACAUGAGAACUUCACAUAAUCAGAUCAGCAUUUGAUCUGAAGAGUGAAUCUUUUGCAAAACACGAUGCUUUUACAUGUUCCUCAGAUAUACUAUUCAGGUUUUUUUUUUUUAUUUCCUAUGUAAUUAGAUGUGUUUGAUUACAUCAGUCAUGGUAUGAACAGAUACGACAAAAUAAAAUCAAUCUUAAAUCUUUAUAUGGAAAGUAAUCAAGCAACAUGGAAUAACUAACACUGGAUUAAAGAGACAAUAACCUAAUGCAACUACGAAAGUGACGAAAUUUAAUAGUUACAUCAUUUUAUACAUUUUAUUCAACUUAUUUUCCAGUCGCUAACAGGAUUAUUUUGCAAAUUGUAAAUAAAUUGUCUUAACUUCCAACUUUUUAAUCAUUAAUCCUACAUAUUCGUUGCAUUAGUUAGAAGGUUUCUGUUUUUUUACUGUCAUACACUGAUAUUUUGGAAUUGUGACUGUAACUAAAAAUCAGGUGAUGUUACUGAUGUAUGUUAGUGAUGAGUAGAGAAGAUGUUUUAAAUGCAGUUAGUGUGUGUCUGUGAAAUGCACAUGUCUAUGUUGAAAGUGUUUGCAGUGUAAGUGACACUGUAAUAAUCUGUGUUUUUCCAGGCACACAGUUGUACUACUCAUGUUAUAUCUGUACUUUUACUUUUUAUUUCUCAAAAUAAAAUGUAUGAUUCAACCAA
Sphaeramia orbicularis (orbiculate cardinalfish) is the source of this 5590-nucleotide messenger RNA. Its product is annotated as protein NLRC3-like. The record is from RefSeq and is a predicted model, not a curated record. Bases 168 to 4043 code for a protein of 1291 amino acids. The transcript is spliced from 16 exons. Gene Ontology annotation, molecular function: protein binding. Lineage: Eukaryota; Metazoa; Chordata; Actinopteri; Kurtiformes; Apogonidae.